UGGCCUGAUGCUGGGAGCCCGUCUCGGGUUUCUCGAGCGUUGCAUGUCGGGGCGCGCCGCGACCCUGGCUGCGGCGGUCAAGGCGCACUUCCGAGCCCAGAGGGACUCGUAUUACGGCGCGCCACUCUGGAAGUUUGCCCCCACGACCUUGUACAGAACCUUUGCGAGGAGUGAGGAGACCAUCCAUACGAUAGUAUCGGAUCUAAUGGAGGAGGCCAAGUCGCGGUGCAAGGGCGCCGCGCAGGAUGACGGCAUGCAAGAGAUCUUCCUGAAGAUCCUGGAGAACCCUGCUCUGGACAUGCGGGACAAGAAAGCGGCCGUCAUCGACUUCAUCACAGCCGGCAUUGAGACGUUAGCAAACAGCCUAGUAUUCCUGUUAUACCUGCUAAGCGGACGACCUGACUGGCAAGAGACGAUACGUUCAGAAGUGCCUUGCAGCGGCGAGCUCAGGGCUGAGGAGAUGGCUGCAGCACCGUCCAUAAGGGCGGCCAUCAACGAAGCCUUCAGGCUGCUACCCACCGCGCCCUUCUUGGCCAGACUUCUGGAAGCACCUAUGACUGUGGCUGGACAUAAGCUACCUGCUGGGACGUUUGUGCUGGCUCACACUGGUGCUGCUUGUCGUCGGGAAGAGAACUUUUGGCGUGCGCAGGAGUACAUUCCAGAGAGAUGGCUGGUUGGCAAGGAGCCUCACGCGGCAUCGCUGGUCGCGCCCUUCGGACGAGGGCGGCGGAUGUGCCCGGGCAAGCGAUUUGUCGAGUUGGAGCUACAUUUACUGCUCGCAAAGAUAAUGCAGCGGUGGAGAGUGGAAUUCGACGGGGAUUUGGACGUCCAGUUUGACUUUCUGUUAUCCCCCAAGUCACCAGUGUCAUUGCGACUCGUCGAGUGGUAGUUACCCACUCUAUUCCUACCUCUAUAGGUAGUCAUAACCAUACGAUUAAGUGAAGAAAUCGCUAGCUUUCAAGACAGACGUGCUUACUUAAAUUGUACACGUUUCGAGCGAGUUCCAUUUAUGUUAGCGUAAUCGAUAUGCUCAUAAGUCAUAACGUAAUGCUCAUUGUAUUUGAAUAGUUUUAAUGUUAACUUUAAUUACUAUAUUUAGCUAUCCGCUUGGAUUGAGCACGUUAAGUACCAGCUUAUAGGAAACAUGGGCUUUCUUUUGUACUGGAGAAAAACCUGAAACACCCGUUUAGUCCAAGCUAACUUAAAGACGUUCCAACUUCGAUUAUUUACUCACAAAUAAGUUAUAAGCAUUUUCGUCUUAACCAAAGAAAUAUAAACAGUACUUCCGAAACACGCCUUAUUAAAUAUAAGUAGCAUGUAUGUAUUAUUGUGUAAGUUUUUGGUCCUUCGAGCCGGAUAUUAAACUCGGUUGCCAUGACAGAGCUCGAGCGUGAGAGUUACAGGGUACCGGCACUGUCUGCUCAAUUUGAUCACGUCUUUUUAGUUUUUAAGUGCUGUCCACAAAUUAUAAGUUAAGUACGUAUUUUAUAUUACAUUUACAAAGUAUCGCUAAAUUAGUGUGUAACUUUACAAUAUUAUAAAAUAUGGCUGUGUUAAUGUCAAAAAACGUAUUUAUAUAAAAUUAUAAUAAACCGAGAAUACCUCUUGUUAAUAAGACUGCGUACCGCCAGCAUACGAGCAUUUUGUCAGCAUUUAUAAACCAUGUAUUGCAAGAGUAUGUUAAGUCUUAGGUAAGGUAAUAUUACUAUGAUUAAUUGAGACAUCAUCUAUAGUAAUGUAUGUGACUACUUAUUUAUUUAACUAUGAUCAUUCCCUGUAAUGUUUGGUAGCAUAAAUAAUAAGGGUAUUUAUGCUAGCCCGAUGUAGUGGCCAUUUCAUAUUAACUGUAUGUGUUGACACAAUGUACCCUCUAAUAUGGAGUUAGUUAUAUCUUUUCAACAACUGGUAUAGAACGUGUAAUUGAGUUAAAGUAAGACUUUGUAAGAAUACAGAUUUUAAUAUUUUUGUAUCGCGCGCUGUCUAAAACUUAGACGCGCAGUGCCAUGCAUGCCUCAGUGAAGCCUAAUGAAAUGGUUGUGUAGACUGUGUAGAGUUUCGAAUAAAAGAAAAUACACAAU
This is a messenger RNA of Ostrinia nubilalis (European corn borer), 2078 nucleotides long. RefSeq names its product ecdysone 20-monooxygenase (gene shd). The record is from RefSeq and is a predicted model, not a curated record. Gene Ontology annotation, molecular function: oxidoreductase activity, acting on paired donors, with incorporation or reduction of molecular oxygen; monooxygenase activity; heme binding. NCBI's taxonomy places the organism in Eukaryota, Metazoa, Arthropoda, Insecta, Lepidoptera, Crambidae. The transcript is spliced from 5 exons. Bases 8 to 889 code for a protein of 293 amino acids.